Callorhinus ursinus (northern fur seal) is the source of this 2101-nucleotide messenger RNA. RefSeq names its product prolylcarboxypeptidase (gene PRCP). The record is from RefSeq and is a predicted model, not a curated record. NCBI's taxonomy places the organism in Eukaryota, Metazoa, Chordata, Mammalia, Carnivora, Otariidae. Gene Ontology annotation, biological process: regulation of blood vessel endothelial cell migration; negative regulation of systemic arterial blood pressure; angiogenesis involved in wound healing. Gene Ontology annotation, molecular function: serine-type exopeptidase activity; dipeptidyl-peptidase activity.
CUCACAGCCAAUCAGAAGAAGGCGCCGCCGAGGGUGGAGAUUGAAUACUGCAUUCUCCGGCAGCCUGAGCCAUGGGGCGUCCCACCGUCCUGCUCCUGCUCUUGACUUUCCUGACGCCUGGGGCCGCCAUCCGUGUACCGCCGGCCAUGAAGGCCCUCAGCAGCCUGCGUUGGUCAACCAGUUUCACAUCCCGCGGUACUGUUGCCAAGAAGUACUCGAUUAACUACAUCGAACAGAAGGUUAAUCAUUUUGGAUUUGAUGCUGAUGAAACUUUUAAACAGCGAUACCUAAUAGCCGAUGAAUACUGGAAGAAAAAUGGUGGAUCAAUACUUUUCUACACUGGUAAUGAAGGGGACAUUACUUGGUUUUGCAAUAAUACGGGGUUCAUGUGGGAUGUGGCUGCUCAACUGAAGGCUAUGUUGGUGUUUGCAGAACAUCGAUACUAUGGGGAGUCCCUACCUUUUGGUAACAAAUCAUUCACAGAUUCCAGACACUUGGACUUUCUGACAUCAGAACAAGCUUUGGCUGAUUUUGCAGUGUUAAUCAAACACUUGAAAAAAACAAUCCCAGGAGCUAAAAAUCAACCUGUCAUUGCCAUAGGGGGCUCUUACGGUGGCAUGCUUGCAGCCUGGUUCAGGAUGAAAUAUCCUCAUAUAGUGGUUGGAGCUCUUGCAGCCUCUGCCCCCAUCUGGCAUUUUGGUAAUCUGGUACCUUGUGGUGUAUUUAUGGAAAUUGUAACUAAAGAUUUUAAGAGAAGUGGUCCAAAUUGUUCAGAAACCAUUCGCAACUCCUGGGAUGCUAUUAAUCGAUUCGCAAGAACAGGUGCUGGCUUACGUUGGCUUUCUAAAUCCCUUGGCUUAUGUACUGCAUUAACAAAUACUCAGGAUGUCCAGAAUUUGAAAGCCUGGAUCUCUGAAACCUGGAUAAAUCUGGCAAUGGUGGACUACCCCUAUGAGUCUGACUUUUUACAGCCUUUGCCUGCUUGGCCUAUCAAGGUAGUGUGCCAGUAUUUGAAAAAUCCCAGUGUAUCUGAUGCACAGCUUCUGCAGAAUAUUUUCCAAGCUCUGAAUGUCUAUUACAAUUAUUCAGGCCAGGCGAACUGCUUGAAUAUAUCAGAGACAACAACUAGCAGUCUGGGAACCCAGGGUUGGAGCUAUCAGGCCUGCACAGAAAUGGUCAUGCCUUUUUGUACUAAUGGUAUUGAUGACAUGUUUGAACCUCACUCAUGGAACUUGAGGGAAUUUUCUGAGGACUGUUUUAAACAGUGGGGUGUAAGACCGAGGCCUGCCUGGAUCAUUACUAUGUAUGGGGGCAAAAACAUCAGUUCACACACGAACAUCAUUUUUAGCAAUGGUGAACUAGACCCCUGGUCAGGAGGUGGAGUAACCAAGGAUAUCACAGACACCUUGGUUGCAAUCACCAUCCCAGAAGGGGCCCAUCAUCUAGAUCUCCGAGCCAGAAAUGCCUUUGAUCCCACGACUGUGCUAUUAGCCCGCUCCUUGGAAGUUAGACACAUGAAGCAGUGGAUCAGAGAUUUCUAUGCCAAUCAGAGAAAGAAGCACUGAGCAGUUUUGAUCAUUUUCAGUUUCUUCUUUUAUGUUCAUUCUACCCAUGUUCCCAUUCACUUUGGUUUUCUACAUGUAAUUACUUUUCCUUGUUUGUCAUUAGAUUUGGUGGGGCGAAGGUUGAGAUAGAAGAGAGGGUGAUGGUGGUGACGGCAGACAUCCCACAUCCCGGGUCCUCGCCAUCUUCACGCCACCUCCAGGAAGAAUCUCUUUGUGACAGCUUUCCUACACCAUCAGUGGCCCUCAUAACUGGAGCAGAGUUCCUGACUGCCUUUCACAAGAGGGAGAGUCACUUCUUUUGUUUCUCUGCAAGCAGGGCUUUCUCUUGGUUUUGAGAUUAAAGUCUCUUUGGUUCAUUUGUCACUCCCCAUCCCUCCCCCCCCAAAAAAAGAAACACAGAAAAUAGAUAAAAAUGAUGUAAUUGCAGCUGGUAGGAAGGAUGUCCGAUGCCAAUCCAGGAAAUGGAAGCCGUUUCUUUUGUACUUGAUUCAAUGACUUUGAACUGUGCUAUAAAUAAAGAGUAAGGCUGGACCUUA